AUGUCCAACUUUGGCGAUUUCUUCGACAACUACCUGCAAUCUGCAAGCUUGUGUUGCGCUCAAACUGGUCUCACACCUCCGUAUUCCGGUGGUCUGACUGAUGAAGACUUCUUCGCCCCAAUCGGAUCUACAGUACAAUCGCCUGGGUCUUCCAAUGGAUCAAGUUCUGGAUCCCUUGGAUCAAUGAAUUCUUCAAAUUGUUCUGACUCCUUUUCUAGCUCAAUUGGAUUAACUGGAUAUUUGGCUCAGACCCAAGCGAGCUUUGCUGGACCAGUCCGUAGACAAACGGAGAAUAAGAUUCCUGUCGGAAAUUCCCUUGAGAACUUUGCUCAACCCAACGAUUUCCUGGAAUAUGAGAAUCUGCUGCAAAACGUCACACUUCAACCACUCGUUCCAGCGUCGGAACCUCAUCAUCCAAUGGAACAAUUAGUCAAUCUACGAGCACCAAUUGCUCCAUCUCUUCCAGACCAGACCUACCUACCAAUGGUCCACCAAUCAGAUCGUCUAUCACCAUCCACCCUCCUACCAUCGCCAUCUUCUUCCGUGUCAUCUAACAUCCCCACCAUCAAUUUGGACGCGAGCCAACACUGCCGACAUCAUCAAUGCUUGUGA
Molecule: messenger RNA, 612 nt
Organism: Caenorhabditis briggsae
Lineage: Eukaryota; Metazoa; Nematoda; Chromadorea; Rhabditida; Rhabditidae
Exons: 2
Coding region: 1-612 (203 amino acids)
Source: RefSeq, a predicted model, not a curated record